AUGUAUAGUGUUCUAUACUUAACAUUAGUGGCUUCAGCGAUGGCUCUCCCCAAUCCUGAGAUUCGUGAUACAAACAAAAUGGAUACAAUUGAAUCGGCAGCUAGAGCGAUGGGCAAAGAUUGCUCCAGUGGGAUAUUUAGUCCGACCUGUUUGAAAAUCGAAGCGAUUUCCAUGCUAGAGAAACUAGGUUCUAAGGAUGAAUUGCGAUUACUUCCUGGAGUUAGUUUAGUUAAAGAAGCCAAAGAGAAUGACAGUAAAUCCGAGGAGUUUGCUGCUGAAUUGGCUAGAUCGCUGCCAUCGAAGCCUGAUGAGAGAUUAGACAAGUACUUGCUAUACAAACUUGGAAAUUACUUGGAGACGCACACUGUGAAACUCAGGUUGUUGGAUGAGGGUGCCACGGAAGAAGCUAGGGCGUUGGUUGGAGAUGCAAGAGGCAAGGGUGGUGGUCUUGGAGGGGGAAAGAAGGGUGGAAUGGGCGGAUUAUUAGCUAUUGGAAUGUUAUUCAAAGGAACUCUGAUGACGCUCGGUCUGGGAGCACUUGCGUUGCUCGCUGGCAAGGCUCUGAUGACGGCAAUGAUGUCACUACUUCUGUCUGCCAUCAUCGGUAUCAAGUCCCUCUCCAGUGGUCAUAAAUCAACGACCUACGAGAUCGUAUCCAAACCUAUAUACAGUCACUCACAUUCACACUCCACAGCUCAUGAAGAUGUCGGUGGUUAUGGACACUCAGGUUAUGGAAGAAGCUUGAACCCAAGUAGACGUUAAAAUUAAGAUAUUCUAGUUAAUUUAUUACGUAAUUUACGACCUAUUUUACGAAAACGAAUCACCUACUAGCAAUUAUUACAUAAAAUAAUUGUCCUCUUCAUUUUCUGUGCUUUUUUUAUAUCAUUUACGAUCAUCUCGCGAUAUUUCGUUUAUAUUGUAGGAUGGUAUGGCUUUCUUUCAAUUUAAACUUUUAGACAUCAUUUUGUAAUGAUAUUUACUUAUUUUCUGAACUCAUCAUAAUUCACUUACUCCAUUUCUUAUACUUAUACAUAUGUAUCUUUAUCUUGCGUCUCUGCUCCUCUGAUUUAAAAAUAAAAAGUAGAGUGAAAUACAAAAUUACUGUUGACUUAUGUACUUAUUAAUUAAUUUUAGAGAACAAACAAUGCUUCUUUCAUUAUAACUUAUGUUUUUAUACGUUAUUGUACUUUCUUGUGUGUAGCAUCAUAUUACUAAUGUAAUAAAAACUGCUGUAGGUGAACAAAAUGAAACAAGUAUAAGACAACAGUUCAUAGAUAAUUAUUGCAUAGGAUAUAAAAUGCAGUAGAGGUCUACGGUACUUACAUUACCAUCAAGAUUUAAGUGAUUAUUUAUUGAAACUAUUUAUUUUAGUUUUAAG
Molecule: messenger RNA, 1378 nt
Organism: Achroia grisella
Lineage: Eukaryota; Metazoa; Arthropoda; Insecta; Lepidoptera; Pyralidae
Exons: 2
Coding region: 1-762 (253 amino acids)
Source: RefSeq, a predicted model, not a curated record